AUGUUUCUCCUCCUUAGCCUCCUCGUCGCCGGUGUGCUGGCCUCCGACAAGCCCGUCUGCCCGGCUCGCCAGUGCGGCAAUGUGAAAAUCCAGUAUCCAUUCUGGGUCGACAUGGGCGGCGCUUGGCACUGCGGUCAUCCGAGCCUCCGCCUGGAAUGCCGCGGCCGCACACCUGUUCUGUGGCUGCCGUCGGGAGAAUACGCCAUCACCAACAUCUUCUACGACGACACAGUCGACGGCGACCGGAGGGUCUCUCUGUUCGACCUAGGCGUCUUCUCACAGCACAACAAAGCCUGCCCGUUCGUCGGCCGGAAUCUCACCCUCCCGUCCGGCUCCCACCCGACGCUUUCACUCACCGCCAGCGACACCAACCUCACCUUCUUGGUGAACUGCUCCUACAUCGACGACACCGCUGGAGCGGGACACCUCAUCGACUGCCUCAACAGCGAGGAACACAAGAGCACUUACGUGUUCCUUGGCGACUUCCUCCCGUAUGACUACACCACCCAAUGCGAGAAAGUCAUCACAGUGCCGGUUCUGAGAACGUCUCUGCAUGGCGGUACAACUACAAACCUGCUUCACGCCGUCGUCCCUGCGCUGAAAAAAGGCUUCGAGCUUAGGUGGUCGAGGCCGGCGGCGAUGAGUGAGUGCGUGGGCUGCGAGAAUGGCGGGGGUUUGUGCGUCCACAAGCGGGAGGCAGGGAAGAAGUCUUGGACGUUCACAUGUGUGACAAAUGCUAGUGCCGCUCCAUGGGCCGUCGCACUCAAAUCUCUAGUUAACAAAGAGGGUACUGUACUGAAGAUUGCAUUACCAAUAAUUGCUGGUCUUCUGAUUCUCACAUGUGCAUCUUUUGUAUGGGCAUACAAGUUAACAGGUGAACGGAGAAUCAGCAAUAUUCAGAACAAUGCUACACGACAACCCUUGGACAUAUUCACGCUCAAUGAACUUGAGAUAAAUAUAGAGCUUCCGUCGAUUAGUUUUGAAGAGAUCAGUACUGCAACAAAUAAUUUCUCAAACAACAACAUGAUUGGCAGAGGUGGUUUCGGGGUAGUUUAUAAGGGGAUUUUCGGAAGCGGAAAGGAAGUCACUGUAAAAAGACUCAGUAAGAUUUCUAGGCAAGCGGCUGAUGAAUUCAAAAAUGAGGUGAUCUUGGUCACCAAAUUGAAACAUAAGAAUCUCGUUCGGCUUCUUGCCUAUUGCGCUCACGAGGACGAGAAGUUGCUAGUCUACGAAUACAUGCAUAAUAAAAGUUUGGAUGCCUUCCUUUUUGACACUACAAGGAGAUCCAUACUUGAUUGGCCAACCCGGUUCAAGGUAAUUAAAGGGCUUGCAAGGGGGCUUCUUUAUCUGCACCAAGAUUCGAGGCUGACAAUAAUUCAUAGAGAUAUCAAAGCAAGCAAUGUCUUGCUAGAUGCAAAAAUGAACCCCAAAAUAGCUGAUUUUGGUAUAGCAAAGAUAUUUGAGGGAAAUGAGCCACAAGCAAAAACUACCCACAUUGUCGGGACAUUCGGUUACAUGUCUCCUGAGUACCUGAUGGAAGGUUUCUAUUCCGUCAAGUCUGACACCUAUAGCUUUGGUGUCCUACUGUUGGAGAUUAUAAGCGGAUUAAAGAUUCGUUCAGUCCAUGUCAUAGCGGAUGACUCACCAAGCCUUACGGCUUACGCGUGGAAGUUAUGGAAACAUGGAAACGCGAGAGGAUUGGUGGACUCCUCAAUUGUGGAAAAUUGUCCACUUGACAUAGUCGUUAGAUGCAUUCAAAUAGGUCUUCUGUGUGUUCAAGACUAUCCAGAUGAUAGGCCAUGCAUGUCAUCCACUGUCUCCAUGUUGGAAAAUGAAACAGUUCCGCUUCUUCCUCCGAAGGAACCUUUAUACUUUCCACAACAGAACCAUGGAACAGGAGACCACGGAGAUAAUGUGGGCAUAUCCGUGGAUGACAUUACUAUCACCGAGGUAGAGGAACGCUAG
Triticum turgidum subsp. durum (durum wheat) is the source of this 1965-nucleotide messenger RNA. The record is from the annotation of a GenBank genome assembly. NCBI's taxonomy places the organism in Eukaryota, Viridiplantae, Streptophyta, Magnoliopsida, Poales, Poaceae.